Molecule: messenger RNA, 7721 nt
Organism: Coregonus sp. 'balchen'
Lineage: Eukaryota; Metazoa; Chordata; Actinopteri; Salmoniformes; Salmonidae
Source: the annotation of a GenBank genome assembly
GCUUGGCAAACUGGCCACAACUCAACAGGCUUUGGAGAAGAGAGCACUUGAUCAUGAAAAGAAAUGUCUUUCUAUCGCAAUAUCGUCUGGUUUCUCAAAGGAAUUCACGAAUACACAAGGUCAGUUAAUUGGAAAAUGGUGACAUAAAUCUGUUGUAUUUUGUUUUUUAGGGAUAUGAGAAAGUAGUUGUUUUUUGAAGGUAGGCAUUUUCUUUGUGGGUAGAUGAGAAGGUAGUUGGGGGAGAAACUGUUUGCAAAGUGUAAACAAGUACCCAUGUCUCAGAGUAUUCUAUGUUGCUCCUCGUUUAUAAUAAUGAUGAAAUCUUUUUCUAUUUGAUGAUCAUUUGCAAGGAUAUUACUCCUACUGUUACAGUAGGCUAUAUGCAAAUUUAGAUCACUGUAUGGCACUACCAGCCACACACACACACACACACACACACACACAACCCCUCUUUUCACUCACAUUACAAUAGUCCCAUUGACAGAUGAAGUGUCUUGUCAUUUGAGGUUGCCUUCUCCUUUAGUCACCCCAACAGCUGACUCGUUUUAUAAGAGCUGAGAGAAGAAUCCUGACUUCAAACUCUAGGCUGAAUGUAUUUCAGUGAAAUUUGCUCUUUGGGUUUUCAUGUCAUUGCAAAGAAAAGGUAUGUCUACUUCAACAUUCAAUGUGAUGGGAUUGUUGCAUUAGACAGAUUGGUUCAUGAAUUGAUUGAUUGGUGUGUUGUGUUUCCCAACAGGAGUGGCUAUGAGCAAGCAGCUAAACACUUUGUGGCCAAGGAGCUGGAUGUGGCUGUGGUAGGAAGGUCCUUCAUGAUAACUGGGGCUAACAGUGGCAUAGGGAAAGCCACCGCCAUGGCUAUAGCUAAGAAAGGUACGAAACCAGAGAUUGGUCAGGAAGGCAGUUCCACCACCCUUGCACUGUGUAACGCUGUCAUGCAGAAGUAUCAUGAUUAUUGAAUGCACCAAUUUGUAAGUCGCUCUGGAUAAGAGCGUCUUCUAAAUGACUUAAAUGUAAAAUGAUUCUGUUUUACCAAAAUCCCCUAUUUUGUUUGCAAGGUGGUACAGUCCACAUGGUAUGCAGGAACAAGGAGAGAGCUGAGAAGGCCAAAGAAGAUAUUGUCAGGGAGACGGGGAACACAGUAAGCCUGAUAAGAGUGUGUGUGUUUUGUGUGUGUAUAUGCAUCAGUGGCAUAUCCAGAACAUUUAAAAAGGGGUGGCCAAGGUGGGGCACAGACCCAGUAUUUUAUAUAAGGGUAUUAGCAUUCACUUGAAAGUGCCAUCCAGAGUACGAAUUAUACCGUGAUUUUCGUGGGGUCUCUUUUUUAACGGGAUGUGUGCAUACACUUGGAUAAAAAUGUGUAUGGGCCUUAUAGUAAAGACAUGUAAUUUAACUGUAAAAAUGUAUUAGCUUUUAAUGUGUCAUGAAUACAACCAGUCAUGAUGUUUUCAUCUGAUUGUCAAACAAAUCACUUGAAAAAGUAGGUUAAGUAGGUUACCUGAGCACGUUUGUCUACUCCAAAAUAAGUCCAAACAGUGCACUGUGCACCCGCCAUUUGAAUGGAAUCUAUUACAAACACCAUAAGUGUAAUGACAUUCAGCCUACAAAGUGGUGUGUAUUCAUGGGUGCCAAAGGAAGCCAGGCUUACCCAAAAACUUUAACAAUAAAAAAAGAAACCAACUUAUAAAAUUAUUUCUCAUUCGUGUCUAUCCAUGUUUCAUAAUUGUCCUUCAAUUCGCAAGAGGCUGAAUCUAUUUCACCAGAAAAAGCAUCCAAGCAAGGCAAACAGCACUCCUCUGUCUUAGUAUCUGUAGCCCAUGUAUCUGAUGCUGUCUGGCCAAAAAGAAUAUGACAUGUCAUACUAUUUUCUGCCAGACAGCAUCAGAUACAUGGGCUACACAUACAAAGACAGAGGGGCGCUGUUUUGUUCGCUCGGAUGCUUUCUCCGAUGAGAUUGAGUCUCGCUGUCGGUGCGCAUCUUGGUCAAAAUUAUUAAUAUAUUCAGAGACAACCUAUCAGAUCUCAGUAUUUCUGGUGGGGCCAAUCAGAUUUCAGGUGGGGCCGUGGCCACCCCCUGGACACGCCACUGGUGUGCAUGUACAGUGGGGGAAAAAAGUAUUUAGUCAGCCACCAAUUGUGCAAGUUCUCCCACUUAAAAAGAUGAGAGGCCUGUAAUUUUCAUCAUAGGUACACGUCAACUAUGACAGACAAAAUGAGAGAAAAAAAUCCAGAAAAUCACAUUGUAGGAUUUUUAAUGAAUUUAUUUGCAAAUUAUGGUGGAAAAUAAGUAUUUGGUCAAUAACAAAAGUUUCUCAAUACUUUGUUAUAUACCCUUUGUUGGCAAUGACACAGGUCAAACAUUUUCUGUAAGUCUUCACAAGGUUUUCACACACUGUUUCUGGUAUUUUGGCCCAUUCCUCCAUGCAGAUCUCCUCUAGAGCAGUGAUAUUUUGGGGCUGUCGCUGGGCAACACAGACUUUCAACUCCCUCCAAAGAUUUUCUAUGGGGUUGAGAUCUGGAGACUGGCUAGGCCACUCCAGGACGUUGAAAUGCUUCUUACGAAGCCACUCCUUCGUUGCCCGGGCGGUGUGUUUGGGAUCAUUGUCAUGCUGAAAGACCCAGCCACGUUUCAUCCUCAAUGGCCUUGCUGAUGGAAGGAGGUUUUCACUCAAAAUCUCACGAUACAUGGCCCCAUUCAUUCUUUCCUUUACACGGAUCAGUCGUCCUGGUCCCUUUGCAGAAAAACAGCCCCAAAGCAUGAUGUUUCCACCCCCAUGCUUCACAGUAGGUAUGGUGUUCUUUGGAUGCAACUCAGCAUUCUUUGUCCUCCAAACACGACGAGUUGAGUUUUUACCAAAAAGUAAUAUUUUGGUUUCAUCUGACCAUAUGACAUUCUCCCAAUCCUCUUCUGGAUCAUCCAAAUGCACUCUAGCAAACUUCAGACGGGCCUGGACAUGUACUGGCUUAAGCAGGGGGACACGUCUGGCACUGCAGGAUUUGAGUCCCUGGCGGCGUAGUGUGUUACUGAUGGUAGGCUUUGUUACUUUGGUCCCAGCUCUCUGCAGGUCAUUCACUAGGUCCCCCCGUGUGGUUCUGGGAUUUUUGCUCACCGUUCUUGUGAUCAUUUUGAACCCACGGGGUGAGAUCUUGCGUGGAGCCCCAGAUCGAAGGGAGAAUAUCAGUGGUCUUGUAUGUCUUCCAUUUCCUAAUUAUUGCUCCCACAGUUGAUUUCUUCAAACCAAGCUGCUUACCUAUUGCAGAUUCAGUCUUCCCAGCCUGGUGCAGGUCUACAAUUUUGUUUCUGGUGUCCUUUGACAGCUCUUUGGUCUUGGCCAUAGUGGAGUUUGGAGUGUGACUGUUUGAGGUUGUGGACAGGUGUCUUUUAUACUGAUAACAAGUUCAAACAGGUGCCAUUAAUACAGGUAACGAGUGGAGGACAGAGGAGCCUCUUAAAGAAGAAGUUACAGGUCCGUGAGAGCCAGAAAUCUUGCUUGUUUGUAGGUGACCAAAUACUUAUUUUCCACCAUAAUUUGCAAAUAAAUUCAUAAAAAAUCCUACAAUGUGAUUUUCUGGAUUUUUUUCUCUCAAUUUGUCUGUCAUAGUUGAUGUGUACCUAUGAUGAAAAUUACAGGCCUCUCUCAUCUUUUUAAGUGGGAGAACUUGCACAAUUGGUGGCUGACUAAAUACUUUUUUCCCCCACUGUAUGUGUGCAUGCGCAUGUGUGUUUGUGUCAAACUCGUCUGUAUACAGUAUAAAGAACAACAUCUGCCAUACUGCGUUUAUUGUAUUACUUUAAAUUACUUUUCACUCCAGGAAGUAUACGUUCACCAUCUGGAUAUGUCCGAGACAUAUAAGGUGUGGGAGUUUGCUGAAUCCUUUAAGAUGCAAUACCCCACCCUCAAUGUGUUGGUAGGCACCACACACUUUUUCUCUCCCUCUUCCACUUUUUAUAGCUUUUUGCUAAACUCCAUUAUGGAGCAUUGAGUGUGUUGAGAAUGGAGUGAAUAUUAAUUGAGUAUGGAGUUAUUAUUGAGUGGGUUAUGCUGUUUCUGUGUUGGUUCAGAUUAAUAAUGCUGGGUGUAUGGUGAACAAGAGAGAGGUGAGCGAUGAUGGUCUGGAGAAGAACUUCGCCACCAACACACUGGGUAAGACUUUCACUGUCUAUACAGAAUGAUCAAUUAGUUGUAUAGGUAUAAUUCUCUAUUCUUCUCCUCUCCUCUCGUCUCCUCCCUUCCAUUCAGGAGUGUAUCUUCUCACCCAGAGCCUCAUUCCACUACUUCAGAAGAGCAGGGAUCCGAGGGUGGUGGGUAUAUGUACACACGGAUGGAUAGAUACUUUCAUUCACUUUCUCUCCAUCCAUCUCUCUCACACACACACUUGCUCAGUACACACAACAAACAAACCAAUGGUCUGGAUAUUGCGUGGGGCUAUGCCAUGGGAGUCAAUAUUGGCCAAUAUCCUGCAACAUUGUCUCUUUCAUCCAUUCUGGCAUAGCCAUCUAGUGACUACCACCCUCUCACCCCAUUCCCACCCCCUGUCCACCCAGAUAACAGUAACAUCAGGGGGCAUGCUGGUCCAGAAGCUCCAACAUGAUGACCUACAGUCUGCAAAAGGUCCCUUUAACGGCACCAUGGUCUACGCCCAGAAUAAGGUAGGAGCGGAGAACAGGGUUCCAAUGAUGGUAGGGCACAGGAGGUUGGUGGGACCUUAAUUGGGGAGGACAGACUCGUGGUAAUGGCUGGAGCGGAAUUAGUGGUAUGGUAUAAAAUACAUCAAACAUAUGGUUUCCAUGUCUUUGAUGCCAUUCCAUUUGUGCCGUUUCAGCCAUUAUUAUGAGCUGUCCUCCCCUCAGCAGCCUCCACUGUGGUAGGCACACCUUGGCUGGGGGCAGUGGCGGCUCCUGAAAAAAUUCUCAGGGGGGGCAAUUUUUCUGAUGAUUUAGGUGACCUACACACAUUUAAAAAAAGAUAUGUCCAGCAACAACAUGAAGACAGGGGCAGCAUAAGUCAAUACCAGAAGCAUUUAUUGACUGAUCUCAAAAGUGUUGGCUUACAAAAGCAAAAUAAGUUAUCACAGUAAAAAUAAUCAAGGGUGUUCUUUCACAUUCCUCAACACUGCAUAAACAAUAUGCAUUUCCAUAAAACACCUCAUCUAAUUGUGCCACAAAGUUGACAAGUCCAAGAAAAAUACCAGGGUUGGUGGAGCCCUCAGUUUCAUCUUUGCCUCGCAAAGCUAACUCAAACACUCCGCAAAACUUCACACACUGGAUUAGCCGGCUGAGGAUGUGGCGGUUCUUGCUAACCUCAUCGUUGUGGCGGCGGACAGCUAGCCUGUAUCCCUCAUCCAGUUGAGUGGCAAUGUUCACUCUCCCCAAAGCAGACAAUCUCAAACCGCUAUCCAUGUGGGUCUUUGACAGCUCAUGUUUCUUAAUCUUUUCUGAAAGAUGGUGCAUGUCCGUUACACCAGUCGCUGUCCAAGCGGUGCUGUCUGCCGUGCCGCCUUCAGGGUGAAAGAGUAAGCAGGGGUAGCAGAAGACUGCAUUAGCUACAUCGCAGCCUGCUAGCCAGGUUUUUCGUUUUUCGUUUUUGGAAAAUCCUCGGGUGUAGGACUUUCACCCUUUAGUAGAAACCUGUUGAAUUAUUAAAUUUGGUCUGGGAGGUCCUAAUUGUUUCGUUGCCAAUUUAUCUUGAUUUGUUCGCCGACAAAAAGGAACUUAUUUCAAAGAGACAAUCGAGUUGCACUGAACGCUAGCCAUCUUGACAGUAGUACGUGAAUUGAUUGACGCUGCUACCCGCUCUUUUCUUAGUUACGUUCAUGGUUAUGUUACGUAUGACGAAAGCGCGUAAGUGCAAGCCCUCCCGGAACCCAUAGAGAUUGUAUUGAAAGCUCUGAUAUUUGAAAAAAAAAGAUUUUACAUGAGAGUCUAUGAGAGACUUCUGGGGCGAUUUUCAACCUGACUGAAAUCGCCCCAAAAGGGGCGGGGCCAUUUGAAGCACGACUUUAGCCUGAUUGGACAUUUAGUGGCAGAUCAGACGUCUAGAUUAGAACACUGAUAACUACUGUUGCCGUGAUAUAAUUGAUUAGAAAAAAAAUCCCUUCCUUUUCCCGUUUGGCAGUGCGUCGCCCAUAUCGCCCUAAUGAACACACCGCCCCUGCCUGGGGGUGCAUGGCUGUGUAAUGUUAGUGGCUACAGUCGAUUUUUGUACAGCACACAUUAAGACUGUCUUCAUCCCAUACGAAUCUCAAUGCUGCUUAACAUUGUAUUACAUGGAUGAGAUGUUAGAUACCUGUGUGAUAUGAUCCAGUUAGUGAGUGUCAGUGUGUUGCUCUACCAACUGUUUGGCUCAGUAAGGAAAGCAUGGCUCUUGCAACGCCAGGAUUGUGGAUUAGAUUCCCGGGGCCACCCAUAUGAAAAAUGUACGCAUGCUUGACUGUAAAUCGCUUUGGAUAAAAGGGCCUGCUAAACAGCACAUUAUAUACUGUAUUAUAUUGUUGUCCCCUGUAGAGACAGCAGGUGGUGCUGACAGAACAAUGGGCCAAACACCACCCAGCCAUCCACUUCUCCGUCAUGCACCCUGGAUGGGCCGACACACCAGGUACCAUGGGGAGGCCGGGGGAUAGAUACAGACAGACCAGGUACCAUGGGGAGGCCAGGGGAUAGAUACAGACAGACCAGGUACCAUGGGGAGGCCAGGGGAUAGAUACAGACAGACCAGGUACCAUGGGGAGGCCAGGGGAUAGAUACAGACAGACCAGGUACCAUGGGAAAGAUACAGACAGACCAGGUACCAUGGGGAGACAGGGGAUAGAUACAGACAGACCAGGUACCAUGGGGAGGCCAGGGGACAGAUACAGACAGACCAGGUACCAUGGGGAGACAGGGGAUGGAUACAGACAGACCAGGUACCAUGGGGAGACAGGGGAUAGAUACAGACAGACCAGGUACCAUGGGGAGACAGGGGAUAGAUACAGACAGACAAGGUACCAUGGGGAGACAGGGGCUAGAUACAGAUAGAAAUCACACACAAAAUAAUGUAUACAAACACAUUGAAUCAUGUACUGUAUAGUAUAUUAGGGUAGAAACUGAUUGAAGAUACUUUUAUACAGAUUGCAAAUAUAUUGUUGAUUGGAAAUAUAACAAAAUAUAACAGAUUGUCUGAUUGUUACACAGUUAUUUGGUGCAGUCAGCUGACAUCUCUCUCCCCUCAGCGGUUUCUACAUCGAUGCCCCAGUUCCACCAGAUGAUGGGGGAAAGGUUGCGUAGUGCAGAGCAGGGAGCUGACACUGUGGUGUGGCUGUCACUGUCUCGCACUGCUGGCAAAAGACGCAGCGGAAAGUUCUUCCAAGGUGGGCACCAGUGUGUCGGUGUGUUUGAGUACCAGUGGGGAGGGGAUCCCCUAAAAUGUUUAAAUGAAUUGCAUUUACACGUUUACUUCAUUUAAAUCAACAACUAGGGCUGAGCAGAAAACGCCAAUGUAUUCCCUGCAGCAGUCAGUGCACAUUGUAACACUUACUGAAGGCCAAUAGAUUACUGCCAACACUAUGUAAUGGGCUGGGUGUGAUUUUUCUCAGAUCGGCGGGCGGUCCCGGCCCAUCUGCCCCUGGCCUGGACCCACAGUUCCCCUGAGGAGGUCCGGUCCUUCAUGACCCAGCUGGAUAUCUUGGCCCAGGCCGCAAAGCAGCCUCGCACUGACACACAACCCAGUUUUGACCCAACUUAUUGA